UUUUUUUUACAAUAUGUUAAAAUCAUCUUAAUAAUAUUUCACCAAAAAAACAAAAAGUUGGGACAACAAAAUUCCAUUCCCUACCCACUUUCAAAUCUCAAAACAUUUUUUUUUUUUUGAAGAAAGAAGAACAACUUUGCCCAAUUAUGAAUUUUGUCAAAAAAAAUUGUACCAAUUGAUUCUUCCCAAACAAAUGCUCAAAAAAGUGCAACAAUUUCAAUGCAAAUUCUCACUAUAGAGUAAAACAGCUGACAAUCACGUGACCUUUUUCUCAAUUUUCUUCCCUCCUUUAAUUUCCUCAAACCACGCGCCCUCCUGUUCAUCCCUGUUUCUCCUUCUCUCUCUUUCUCUCUCCUCUCGUGUGUCAGCCUUUUGAUUCUUCAUUCUACAUAUAGCUCUUCUUUCCAAUUUCAAAUUGUUUACAUAAAUUAUCCCAAAAAUUUAGGGAAAAAAAAAAAAUUCCCCUUUUAGCAGGACUUCUCCUCUCACUCCCUCAGAUCUGCCUCUUUGCUGGGACAUGGGGAUUAUAUCCCGGAAAUUAUUUCCAGCAUGUGGAAGAAUGUGUGUAUGUUGUCCUGCACUAAGGUCCAGGUCCAGGCAACCUGUUAAGCGCUACAAAAAGUUGAUUGCUGACAUUUUCCCCAAAUCUCCUGACGGCCAGCCAAAUGAACGGAAACUUGUAAAGUUGUGUGAGUAUGCUGCCAAGAACCCUCUUCGUAUCCCUAAGAUUACAAAACAACUCGAAGAGAGAUUCUUUAGGGAAUUGCGGCAUGGACACCUUAAGACUGUUGGCUUUGUCAUGGAAGCCUAUAAUAAGUUGCUCUGCGUGUGCGGGAAACAAAUGACAUACUUUGCAGCCAGUCUGUUGCUUCUUAGUGACGAGGUUUUGGAUCUCUCUAAGGAAGUUUCUGUACAAGUAGCUGGAUGCCAAACAUUAACUCGAUUUAUCUAUAGUCAGAAUGAUAGCACUUAUGCCCGCAAUAUCGCGACUCUUGUUAACAAAGUCUGCAUGUUAGCUCGGGAAACGGGGGAAGAACAUCAGAAACAUUCCUUGAGAGCCUCAUGCCUACAGUGCCUUUCAGCUAUGGUGUGGUACAUGGCUGAGUUCUCGCACAUUUUUGACAAUAUAGACGAGAUUGUGCAAAUCAUAUUGGACAACUAUGAGGGCGAUGUGCAAAUUGAGGAAACAGAAGAACCACGUCAUCACUGGUUGGAUGAGGUUGUUAGAUGUGCAGGAGGAGGUUGUGCUGUAGCUGGAGUUGCAAGUCCUUGCUGUACUGCUGUCAGGCCUCCUCCGGACAGGAAACACAUUUCUUCAUUAACAAAAGAGGAGAUGGAGAAUCCGAGAGUGUGGGCUCAAAUUUGUCUUCAACGAUUGGCCGAGCUUGCAAAAGAGAGCUCCACUAUGCGUCAGGUUCUAGAGCCAAUGUUUACAUAUUUUGAUGUGGGGCGCCAUUGGUCUACCCAGCAAGGUUUGGCUGUCACAAUUCUUUGUGAUAUGUGCUAUUUCAUGGAAGUGCCAGAAAAUCAGCAAGUAAUUUUGAAUGGCAUAAUACGUCAUAUGGACCAUAAAAAUGUUGCACAAGACCCUCUAGUCAAGUCUUGCGUGGUCCAAGCUGCUGCAAAUGUGGCACGGCAAAUUAGGUCUGUUGCAACUCUUUCUGAUGUUGGGUUUGUUGGUGACUUGUUGCGACACUUGAGGAAGAGUCUCCAGUCAAUUGCUAGUCCUGUUCGAGAGGAAGAGAUUAACUUGAAUAUCCACCUGCAAAAUUCAAUUGAAUCUUGCCUACUUGAAAUUGCAAAAGGCAUUAAGGAUGCAGAUUCAUUGUUUUAUUUGAUGGUAAUAGCACUGGAGAAGUUGCCUCCGGUUGGAGUUGUUGCCCGAGCAACAAUGGGCUCAGUGUUAAUUCUUGCUCAUGUAUCAGUGGCAGUCCACUCCCAUUUGCAGCUGGCUUUCCCGGAAGCACUUCUCAUUCAAAUUUUGAAAGCUAUGCUGCACACAGAUACCGAAGCACGUGUUGUGGCUCAUCAGAUAUUUUCUGUUCUCUUGUUUCCGAGCUCCUGGAGAUCUUAUGAAACAAGGAGAUGGCAGUCUAACAGGAGAUCUGCAUUAGCUUCUGUCACAGAUUUACUUGAUAAGCUUCGAAAAGAAAAAGAUUAUACUGUAGAAAAGACUGUUGAUGGUGGUUUAGAUGAGUUUAAGGGUAAAGAAAUCCCGGAGGAUGAGUGUAAACAGGGAUGGCGACGGAGCUCCCCUAACUUCCACAAAUUAAGCUCUAUUAUUGACCGGACAGCUGGAUCCAACAGCAUACCUGAGGAAACAUGUAUAAUGAAGUUGAGUGAAGAUCAGAUGUUGCAAUUGCUUUCUGGCUAUUGGAUACAGGCUACCCUUUCAGAUAAUUUACCAUCAAAUUUUGAAGCAAUAGCCCAUUCUUAUUGCUUGAUGCUCAUAUCUUCACACAUUAAGAAUACAAAUCACAGUGUUGUUGUGCGCUUUUUCCAGCUUCCCUUGUCCCUAAGAAAUGUAUCAUUGUUUGGCGACUGUGGGAUGUUGCCAUUUGCUUGCCGGAGAUCAAUGUUCAUAACAUCAACUGCGAUGCUAAUGUUUGCUGCCAGAAUGUAUCAGAUGAUUGAGCUGAAUGAUCUGCUAAGGUCCCAAGUUCCAUCUGAUGUUGAUCCCUUAUUGGGCAUCAACGAGGACCUUCUGGUGUAUGUCAAACCUCAAGCGGACAUUGGACAGUAUGGUUCAGCAUUAGAUAAUCAAGCAGCUAUAUCAUUUCUAUCUGAAUUACGAGAAAAGAAUCUUGAUCAUGAGAAGAUUACGAUGGACAUCAUAGUGAGAUAUCUUUGUUGCAUGAUUAAGAUCGAGGAAGAAGAGUUACUUAAUCAGCUGUCUACCAUAUUCACUCCUGAUGAGGCUUUCAUCUUCACUCCGAAAGAAUUAAGAGAAUUGGAUCACACUCAUAUCAUGCGCCACUUGAAGGAUUCCCCUUCUUUGGACGGUGAAUUAUCUGUAAGUUCAAUUGUUGAAGAUGAUGUGACAAGUUCAUUGUCUGUUUUGAAUAUUUCUGGCCAAAGAGUGCCACAUUCCCGUUCAGAUUCUAAUAUCAUGAGCAUCGGACAGCUUUUAGAAUCAGCACUUGAAGUGGCUGGACAAGUUGUUGGGACAUCUGUAUCGAACUCUCCCUUAUCUUACAGUAUCAUGGCUGGUCAAUGUGAAGCACUUGAGUCGGGAACUAGGAAGAAGCUCUGCAAUUGGUUGGCCCAAGAAAAAUCUACUGGCGAUGUAUUUGCUCCUUUCUCUGAUGGACCAACUGUAAUUAACCCGGUAUCGCCUCGUGCGGAUGGUAUACACGGAGAAGUGGGACCCCACGAGCAGUUUAGUUCUCUGAGGUUGCCUCCUGCAAGUCCCUUCGACAACUUCCUCCACGCAGUUUCAGGACCACGACCUAUGUUAGCUGGACUAUCCCCUUGAAGGAGAUGAUGCAUACAGAAUUGUAUUAACUUAUUAGUGUAUCGAGCUAGGUAUUAGUGUGCACUGACUACUGAGUAGUUUUAUGGUGGAUCACUGUUAACUAAGUAGGUGUAGGUUACAACUUAAGAAAAUGUGAAUCCCUUGUUUAUCUAAUCUAAUUGACUCAUCAGUGACUCAACGCUUUCUGUUA
Spinacia oleracea (spinach) is the source of this 3665-nucleotide messenger RNA. Its product is annotated as protein SEMI-ROLLED LEAF 2. The record is from RefSeq and is a predicted model, not a curated record. Lineage: Eukaryota; Viridiplantae; Streptophyta; Magnoliopsida; Caryophyllales; Amaranthaceae. The transcript has 20 exons. Bases 518 to 3475 code for a protein of 985 amino acids.